Molecule: messenger RNA, 7443 nt
Organism: Tilletiaria anomala UBC 951
Lineage: Eukaryota; Fungi; Basidiomycota; Exobasidiomycetes; Georgefischeriales; Tilletiariaceae
Exons: 5
Coding region: 1-7443 (2480 amino acids)
Biological process (GO): actin cytoskeleton organization
Molecular function (GO): actin binding; small GTPase binding
Source: RefSeq, a predicted model, not a curated record
AUGGUUGUCACCUCUCUUCAAGCGGGCGCAGCGCAGCCGCCGCCGAUGCUGCUGCAGGUCAUCUUACCCGAUAACAACACAAUCCUCUCCGCCUCGCUCACCUCCAUCUCUGGCUACGCAGCGCGCAGCGAACCUGAUGAGCUCACGUUUCGCCACCUCCUCCAGGCUCUGCUCGCCGAUCCCGCCAAUGCGAACAGCCUGUCGUGCGUUUUUGGUCACUUCUUUCAUGAUGCUCAAGGCCAUACAAGCGCAACUGUGGAAGCUGGACGGCCUGCUCACGGACCAGCCCCAGCGGACACAGAAACUCUGCAGGGCUCCUCACGCGACGGCACGCACUUUCACAUUGAUCGAGCCGGCGUGCGAUGGGGCUUGCAGGCCGUCGUCAUCAGCGAAGCAAACAAAGAAUGGGCCCCUGGAGAAGUGGAGCGGAUUGGGGACGACAUCCUACCACUUUCAGCUCGCAUCACUGAUUUCCUCAACUCGCCCCUCCUGGCAUCCUCUUCAUCUUCCUCAUCGUCCACAGCUACACCUUCCGACGUCUCGCAAGAGCAGUCACACCCGGCGGGAGGCGGCGACGCCGCCUUCUCCGACUUUGUCCUCACUUCCCACCUGCACAAACCGCGUCUGCGCCUGAUCGUACACGCUCCGGGGCUCUGCGUGCGCCUCCGCUUCGCGCAUGUCCCAGAGAUCAGCGAAGGCUGGCAGGGCCGCUGCUGGUAUUUGCCAGCCUCUUCCUCCGAGUGCCACGACCCCAUCGCUGCGAAUGAUGGCACACAGACGCGGCUCAAGCGGUCCGCUUCCACCACUGUCGCUGCGAGUGCCAGGAAACCUGCUGCAGGGGCUGUUGGAAAGGAUUCUUCGCCCGCAGUUAGCAGGGAUCAGGUGAAGCAUGUGAUCGAAGCCGCGUGCGAGGAGCUAGGCAUACGCCGUGUAGUCGUGCAAGGCUCCAAGACCGCACGCGUCGAGUAUGCACUGACCCUGCCGACCAUCGAUGCGGGAACGGUAGACGGAGAGGCAAGUGCGGACAUGCGAUAUGUCAAAGUGCCGACGGGCAUGCCCCCUCCGCCGCCACUACCACCAGAUAAAGACUUGGGAAGCUUGCUCGCCGAGCUGCAUCAGCAGCGCGCGCAGCGUCCACCCCGGCGGGCGCACGCCCUGGCUGCGCUGGAUGACCCGCCCAUUCUGCUAUUCACGCUUAAUGCCACAUGGCUCUCACGCCUCGGCACUGUCGCGCUUGGGUUCGGCAAGCACGCGCGCGCCGCGCGUGGUGGUGCCGAUCCCGAAGCCGCGGCCGGCGCACAGGGCCACCGUGCCGCUGCCGCUGCUGGUGUAGGUGCAAGGGCCAAUGCCACUGCAGCUGUUGGCGUCGGAGGCGGAAUGCGUGCGCUGUGGAGCGCGGCAACUAGCAGCUUAUCGCACACUACUGGCGCGCUAACCGCUGCGGACGUCGUCGCGGGGGAUCAGGAGCUCUCGGCGCUGGGACUCCACGCUGAAUCCGAGCAUGAGGGCGAUGGAGAUGGAGAUGGCGGCACCGGCGCCGACGGUACUGGAGCUGGAGGAACCCUCAAGGCUCAGCAUCGCGGCGCAGCACCUUCAGGCGGCACACUUAACGCCAAAGAGGGCAACACGUUCAUCAGUGCCUCCGCCUCACCUUCCCCCCAAGCAACCAACUUCAACACAAUUCCUAACCACCAAGGACGCGCAAAAGGCUCUGCGGGAAGCACGGGCACGGCAAUGCGCUUGAGCAGAAUGUUCGAAGGCUGGAUUGGCGGCACCGGUGGCAGCAACUCCAUUGCUGGCUUAGCAGCUGAGGGAGACUUGGAGGCGGAACAAGAUGGCGAGCUUGACAGCAAUGUCGGCAACGAAAGCUUUUCGUCCUCUGGCUCCGGCCAUGCUGCACCCGCGGCGGCGGCAGUGAAUGGUGGUGGAAAUGGGCGAGCAGUAGCUACCUCAGGCGCGACCCCGCGCAGAGAGUACAGUAGCACAGUCGGCCGCUCCGGGCGCGUCAUUAGCGUCAGCGGGCCGCUCGAGCUCGAACAGGCCCUGUCGCCUUUCUCAACCCGAUUUAGCAGCAUGGGCAGCCCUACCAUCGGUCCGGCUGGAGGGUCGCCGGUCAUGCCGCCUCACAUCCCGACAGACAGCGUGCUCGGCUCACCUCCCUUCGCACCUUUCGCGCCAGACGACAGCGCCUCCGACCUGGAGCGGCGCUUCGAGGUACUUAUUCAGGACUUGGGAAUUAAGGGCCCGAGUAGGGCUGCAAUGCUCGCGCUGCCGGACGAUCGCAAGUGGUUUCUCAUUCGUCAGAACGAGAGCGCCAGCGCCGAUACUGGUGACAGCAAUGGGAAGCGCCCGGCUCAACGCGCCGGCUCAGGUACUGCACCAGCUCCCGCUACAUCCGAAAACUCUGAAGGCUGGUUCUCCAGACCGCUGAAUCGCUUCAGCAUGGCGAGCAUCACCAGCUGGUCCGGCGCUGACAGCACCGCCGCUGCUGCCGCAACCCCUGCCCUGGCGACUGCCUCACCCAAGCGCCGCGACGGCGCUCUAGUCGACAGUCCGCGCACGACCUCUUCUACACACUUCGGGCUCAGCGACGGGUCGAUGCCAAGCAGCAGGCCGACAACAGUGGUAUCCGACACUGAGCAGGCAUGUUCUGGCGGCGGCGGCGUCGUCGCGCAUAAGACAGGCAUAAGCGUACAACAUACCGGCUCUUCUGCCGGUGCCGCAGCUGCCGCGGUUGCCGCGAGUCUGUGGGCCAACUGGUGGGGAGCGAGCCAGAGCGGUACCAUCUCUGUCGCCUCUGCACCCUCCGUUGCGUCUGCUCUGGCGUCUAACGCCAAAAACUCAACUAUUAAUCCCGCAUCUUCCGGUGUUGCCGGCGCCAAGAGCGCUCCAGCCCGCUAUGCAGCGACGUUACUGGCAGGAAAGGCUUCGCGCAAGGAGCUAGUCAAGCAUUUGAUCAGCUUGCGUGUCACUCUGUCCAGCGCCAAGUUGGUGUGGAUCGCCGAGUUCCUGGAUGCAGACGGUCUGCUCGCGAUCGAAAAGGUGCUGAGCGAAGAGUGCGAGGCGCUCGUCGACGUCUCUUCCCACAGCAAGAGGAAGGAGCGCAAAGACAUGUCCGACGUGGUAAUCUCGGAAUGCGUCAAGUGUCUGCGGACGUUGAUGAACACGGAGCUCGGCUUUGAGCGUGUGCUUGAACGGCCGAAUCUCGUCAACUCGGUUGCGUACAGUCUGCGCUCCCAGUCAUACAAGUUGCGUUCUCAGGUUGCCGAGGUCCUCGCUGCGCUCUGCGUUCUCGGUCUUACGGAAGGACAUAGGCUCGUCUGUGCGGCGUUCUCCGAGCUUCGCGUCGUGACUGGCAGCCAGUAUCGGUUUUCUUACCUCGUCAACUCGCUGCGGUUGUCAAAUGAUGACGGGUCGUCGGACGAUGUGGCUGACUCCCAGAGCGAGACAUCAUUUGAUAAUGAUCAUGCUGGAGAGGGCGACGAGGCCGCGGUGUGGGAGUACCGCGCUUCCGUGAUGGUGCUCAUCAACGCCAUUACCAACAGUCCAGAGGACCUGGAGGAGCGUGUGUCGCUGCGCGAAGAAUUCGCGCGCCGUGACGUGAAUGAGGUCAUGGUCACACUUAAGUACGUCAAUCCGCCCGAGCCUCUGGCUGUUCAGAUCCAGGUCUACCAGGAAGAACGGCAGGAGGACCUCGAGGAGAUGCGUGAGCGAGCCAUGCGCAUUUUCACUGCAGCCAACGAAGAGGGCACCGAUUCGCAGUCGACGACACUUCGUGAGAUCGGCUCGCUGCUGACAUUGCUCGAGAGGGACCAUAUCGAGACAUUUUCAUCGGUGCUCGAGAUUGUGCGCCAAGUCACUAGCGCCAUCCAACGCGACAUCGACUCGCAGCUCAAAUUGGAUGUUCUCUUCGUCAUCGAGCGCUUUGCAGAGAAUGCGACAUCGAUCGACGACUUUGACGAAGGCUGGAAGGCGUUCAUGAAGAGUUUCCUCUUCAGUAUCCAGCAUCUCGUCGGCAAGCAAGCCAUCAUCAAGGCGAAUCGCAUGAGCGACACGAGCUCUGUCCCCAGCUCAUUUGUCGAAGAGCUUGAAGGGUUGCGGGCAAAGGUGGAGGAGCUCAGCGACGAGAAAGCUGAGCUUAAGCAGAAGCUGAACGAGAAGACAGCUGAGAGCAACACUCUUCGUAAUCUGCCCAACUUAACCACUUUCAGGCGCGAGACCGAUGAUGAGAGCCUGAUGGAAGAGUCGGCAGCCCCUGCCGCGAUGCUUUCCAAGCGAAAUGAGAAGGACACGUUCGCUGGCGUCAUCCAGCGCCUCGUGCAAAAGGAAAAACAAGUGCUGGAGUUGCAAGAGGAAGUGGAUCGGCUUUCAACACACAGACCAUCGAAUGACCCUAGCGGCGAGCGGGCUAAGAAGGAGAGGCUCGAGCGAAACAAACAGUGGUCGAAUUUGAUGGAAGAAAUCUCUCGCCACAAGACAACGAUUACAAAUCUAGAGGGCCAAAUGGAAGCGCGCGAUCGCGAGGUCAAGUACCUCAAACGCGCGCUUGAAGCCGUCUACGGGCGUUUUCAGUCAGGGCUCACAAUGGAUGGCAAGACCGCGUUCGAAGAAGAGGAGGGAAAAGAAGGGACCCAGUCCGACUUGGAUGUCAACACCAUGGCUGCCAAGACCAUCCAGGCACUGAGCGACAAGGAUGAUGCCAUUGCAAGUCUCAGAAGUGAGAUGGUGGCGAAGGACAAUGAACUCGCUGCGCUGCGCACAGAUAUUGCACGACUCCAGGAACAAGCACUGAGCUCAGCUGAGCAGCAUCGGCUUGAAGAGGUGGCAUUGCAGACGGACAUUUAUCGGCGGCUCGCUGCGAAAGAUGAAGACAUAAGCCGCCUGAAGGGCGAGCUCGAGAAGUUGCAAGCCUUGCUUUUACGCUUGCAAGUCGGUGGCGAUCUGGCCAGCGCUCCCGCGCAUCGCAUGGCUCCGCGUCCGCCGCCGCAUGCAGCGCCAGAGUCCAAGCCGACAAAUGUGCGUGGUGUGCGUAUUGUGACGGCAGCUGAUUUCAAAAAGUCCACUCCGCCGCCACCUCCCCCGCCGCCAAUACGACGCUCGGGAUCCAGCCACAGUCGUAACGGUAGCCUUCAACCUACCCCGCCAGUGUCCCCCCAUGUCACGGGGACGAGUGCCUCUGCUACGGAAGCUAUGUCAGGCCGACUUCACGCCGUGCAACACACUCUCAAACCGGUUGCGGAAGUCACAUCCAAUGAUUGCGUACCUGACACAACUGCAACAACUUCGAGGAAUGAAGCAGCAUCAGCACAGUCAGAUGCCGUCGAAUCCUUGAAUGCCUCUGAGAUAGGCGAACCUGCGCAGACACAAUAUGUUGCCGCACCACCCCCUCCUCCGCCUCCUCCGCCACCACCUCCACUCGUGGCUAAUGGCCUUUCAUAUGCAUCUGAGCAGGAAGGUGUAUACAUCCCCCCUCCACCGCCACCGCCACCGCCCCCUCCCAUGGCGCUCGAAGCCGCGUCGCAACCAUCGGGAUCACAAGCACCGCCGCCACCGCCACCUCUACCAGCCCCCUUACUUGCCCCAAGGCCGCACAGUGCAAGCACACCUGUGCCGCCGCCUCCACCGCCUCCGCCAGCGCAACUUGGACAACCUGGUAUGGUGACUGCAUUGGGGACAACGCCAUCUCCACUGCCGCCUCCUCCACCGCCUGCGCCUGGCAGGUCAAUGGGAGUACCUGGUGGGCCAAUUGUUCAACCGCCUAUGCCUCCGGGAGUUGUCCCCAAGAAGCGUAGACCUCUGUUUUGGACAAAGGUACAGGGAUCCUCACUUAACCAGACAGUAUGGAGCGAUCUUCCAUCCUCCAUGCCGCAACUACAGAUUGAGGAUCUUGACAAACUGUUCGCGAUUUCUUCCUCAAAACCAGCCGCGCCGGCAGCACAGAAGGUCGCCAAGAAGUCUUUGACAACGCUCAUCGACCAUAACAGAGCGCAUAAUAUUGGUAUCCUGCUUGUUCGGGUCAAAAUGAACUUUUCGCAGAUUCGCCAGGCAUUCCUUGAAGUCAGCGACACUUCGCUCUCCCUCGACAACCUCAAAGCCUUGAAGUCUUGUUUACCAACUUCUGACGAGUUGGAGAUUGUGCGGGACUUCUCCGGUGACGUCAGUACGUUGAGUCGAGCGGAUCAAUACUUCAAACAUAUCCUUGGCAUCCCGCGUCUUGCCGAGCGGCUGGACUGCAUGCUGUACUCCAGGACAUUUGAGCUAGGCAUCGAGGAAAUCAAGCCAGAGCUCAAGAUUCUCCGCGAGGCGAUUGACGAGGUCAAAACAUGUGGAAAGCUCAAGAAAGUUCUGCAGACGGUGCUCAUCAUCGGCAACGUAUUGAAUAACUCGACGUUCCGAGGCGCCGCUGCCGGAUUCCAGUUCAAUGAUGUGCUCAAGCUGCGCGACACAAAGCCAGUCAAUGCCAGUAAGGAAACGCCAACACUGCUCCACUACCUUGUGCGUCAACUCAACCGGAACGACAAGAGUCUAGUCGGAUUCUUGGAUGACUGUGCACACGUUGAAGCGGCCGCUAGGGUCUCAACACAGUCACUGGCAACCUCCAUUAGCACCUUGGUCGCUGGCCACCGCGUUGUCCGCGAUGAGAUCGAGAUCCUAGAGCGCAGCAAGGUAUCUACCGCUGGUGAUCAGUUCUUGCCCGUCAUGAGCAAAUUCCGCGACGAGAGCGCUAGCCAGAUCACGGCAUUGCAAGCCGCGCAGAAGACCAUUUUUGCAGACCUGGACAGGCUUGUUGCUUACUUCGGCGAAGACCCAACGCAAUCGAAGCCAGAAGAUUUCUUCGCCACGCUGGCAAGCUUUGGUCAAGCUUUGAUGCGCGCAGAGGUGGACAUUUUGGAGUCAGACAGACGCGCGGAGAUCGAAGCGAAGCGGAAUGCUCGCAGCAAGGGCUUCUUGCGGCAGAUUUGGGGUCCAGAAGUCAGAGGACCUCUUGCCGCGCUGCAAGAGACGCAGAGUGGCGAGGCUGCGGCCAACGUGCUGACGCCGGAAGUCACACCGUCUCUUGUUCCUGCCUCAGUCGCUGCUGCCUCGGACCAGGAGGCCGAUGAGGCGGCAGACCAAUUCAAUCCCACGGAUGACGUGACACCAACAGGCUCGCGCUUCCGAUCAUUAGGGACCGUUGGAGGAGGCACGCUUGGCCGACGCAACAGACAUGCAGCACGGGAUCCAUCGCUAUCAACUCUCGUGUCUCCCGAUGUUGGCGACGAGGAUGUGCGUCGCAGCUAUGGUCGCGGCCGCGGUCACUUCGACGAGGCCCUCAGGGAACUUCGCAGUGGUGCACGUUCGCGAGAACAGCAGCCCAUCGACUCCGGACGGAAGAGUUUGCGCAGACAAGACACGGUCCGCGAGCGUCGCCCCUUGUCUCGCGUCUUCCUUGAUGGCUCAUAG